AUGGUGGCGUUUAUGGAAGAGGUCACCCUCGAAAAAGACUGGGACACAAAUGUUUUUCUAGACUCAAUCAUCAAAGAAUGGAAGGCACAUGCCAUGACGAGGAACUGGCAGCAAUAUGCCGGAAUCCGCCACGGUGACUUCACGGAAACCAUGUUUGAAUGCUGUAUUGAUGAGUUGCAAGAGAAGGCCGAAAUUUACAGGCAAACGGGGAUCGUUGCAGUACUCGAUAUUGCUGUCCGUCUUGCGAGGUCGGACAGGGUCAUUCCGCCAGAAUUACAGCAAUCGCUAAAGAUCGCCGCGAUUGACAUUGAGCGGACUACAUCUUUUAAAACAUACAAGAACAUCAGGACAAAAAAUACGCAAAUUGAAACAACUGACUCAACCUCGGCCAACACAGCGAUACAACUCAUCGAUCCAACCUUAUACCCGCUCAUCUACGGUCGCUCAAGGGUUUUGCCUGACAAAGAGAUCGGUCUCGACGACUGCCUCCGUCACAUGAGCAAAGGGAACACAGUACCUAUGCCCGAUGAUACUAGUAGGACGGAAGAUUGCGAUGAUGCUCCGUACCGUGUGUGGUCAGGCAAAUCUCAAUGGCUACCGUGCAACGUCGAGUUCCCUGACGGCAAGAACGCGAAAAUCAACAGCUACAUUAACAACCUUCAUCUAAGGCACCACGCGGACGUAUACAAACACCUCGAAAAAUUCAUUACGAACAUAAUGCCACUCUGGAAUCUUGUCUACUGUACAGUAUACGAGGACACCAUACCUUGCGACAUGCGCAUAUUCUGGCAAGAAGCCUAUCGAAGUUUUCCAGGAGAAGCGCCCUAUGACCCGUUGAACAUUAAAGACGACUUGAUGAACGGCUUGAUUGACGAUGACGAGUGGCAAAGGCGAACGGAGGAGUGGCUACACGAUCACAGUGUCACCGAUCGGCCGGAGCCUCGACGCAAAAAUGAUAGAAGCUACGUACAGGAUAGCCCAGUUACAUGCGAGUCACUGGCCGACAACACGGUUAUGCUCGGUAACUCAGGGGCCAUUCAAGUAAUCGUUAAGAUGGAAACAAUACACCUGACGCCAGGAAGCCCCGUACACGACUUGCGUGAUGGUUUCAUUUUGGACGGGGUUCUUAACGACCAUAUCGUGGCAACUGCCCUUCAUUUCUUCGACGACGAGAAUGUUACAGAUUCUCGAAUACGUUUCAAAUCCAGAUUUCAGGGUUUAAACUUCGAGGAGGAUUGUGGCUAUAAUGACGGGGAUUUUGCAUGCGUUGAUGAGAUUUUCGGAUUCAGGAGGAGCAAAUUUCCAUCCCUCCAGGAUGUUGGGUUCGUCACUAUGCGUGAAGGCCUGACGCUGGUAUACCCCAACAUCUUGCAACACAAACAUUCUUCAUUCCAGCUGAAAGAUGCAACGAGGCCCGGACACAGGAAGAUUUUGACGCUACAUCUGGUUGACCCACGAGUCAAAGUCUUGUCUACGGCGAACGUGCCGCCUCAGCAGGCUGACUGGUGGGCUGGUGAGUUUUCGACAAGCCAGGGUCAAAUGAACGUUCUGCCCAAGGAGUUGGUUGACAUCAUUGUGGACAAUGUAUCGGAUUUUCCCAUACCAAAGGAAGAGGCCCUGCGUCUCAGAGACGAAAUGCUUGCGGAGAGAGCAGAGUUAUCCGACAAAGUUCGAAGCAUACUCUCUUCAUACAAGGUAAAACUAGGUUGGUUUACUGAUAGCGAAGACGACAGUGGUGGCAGUGAGGAUGAAUUUUGA
This is a messenger RNA of Colletotrichum truncatum, 1758 nucleotides long. RefSeq lists its product as uncharacterized. The record is from RefSeq and is a predicted model, not a curated record. NCBI's taxonomy places the organism in Eukaryota, Fungi, Ascomycota, Sordariomycetes, Glomerellales, Glomerellaceae.